Molecule: messenger RNA, 872 nt
Organism: Dermatophagoides farinae (American house dust mite)
Lineage: Eukaryota; Metazoa; Arthropoda; Arachnida; Sarcoptiformes; Pyroglyphidae
Product: enolase-phosphatase E1-like
Molecular function (GO): acireductone synthase activity
Source: RefSeq, a predicted model, not a curated record
UUUUUUUUUUGUGUUGAUAAUCACUCAUUAGAUAGAUAUAGAUAGAUAAAGAUAGAUAAAUGGUACAGUUACGAUUAAAAAAACCAAAUGCCAUACUAUUCGAUAUAACUGGUACGGUGGCAAAACAAUUUAUUGAUAAAUUAUUAGUACCAUAUAUACCGGCAAAUUUUCAUCGUUAUAUGCAUGAAAAUUGGAAUACAAAACAGGUACGUAUGGAUUUGGAACAAUUACGUUUAGAAUCAGAAUUGGAUCCAAAUGCACCAAAAAUGUUACCAUUAAUAGAUGAUGAUAAUAGUAAUAAUAAUAACAACAAUAACAAUAACAAUGAUAAUGAUAUUGAUACGGCAUUCGAUUAUGUUCGUUAUUGUUUGGAUAAUCGUAAAGAAAAUAAAGCAAUGACAUUGUUGAGAUUCCACAUGUGGUUUGAUGGUUAUGCUAAAAAUCGUUUAGAAACACCAGUAUAUUCUGAUGUAGCCAUACAGAUACAAAAAUGGCGUUGUGAUCAAGAUAUAAAAUUAUAUGUAUUCAGUAAUGGUUGGUCAGAAGCAACACGUCGUUUUAUGAUGAAAACAAAUCAUGGUGAUCUAAAUCUAUUAAUUGAUGGCUAUUUUGAUACUAGUCUUGGACAGCUAAAUGAUCCGGAUACAUUUAGAAAAAUGUUACAACGUAUUAAUGAAAAACCGGAAAAUGUUAUGUUUUUAACAAAAUCACCAGAAGAAGGACGUGCUGCUGAAUCUAUUGGCCUUACAGUUGUAUUAGUGCUUACACAUCGUCGUAAUAUUGAACGUUUAGAUGAUGAUGGUAGACGUAUGGCACGUGUACGAUCAUUUAAUGAAUUAGAAUUUGAAUAAAAAAAAAAAAAAAAAAACCAC